GGAACUAGUGAAAGCGAUCACCAGUUUCAUCAACAUUUCACCAGAAUUACAAGAAGUCACUCAAGAGACAUGCCCUUUGGUUGCACAAGCAUAAUGACUUGUGUUAAUUAUAGUAUAAAAAAAUGUGAGUUGUUGGGGAGAAGACAUUAACUUGACUCCUGAUCACACAGUCAGGUUCCAGCAUCUUGUUCUUGAAGAGACUGUCCCCAUGGCGACGAUGUUGACUGUCCUUAUCCUACUCAGCAUUGCCUUUGCAUACCUGUCCUUUUCAGGUAACAGGACCCUGGAACCCCCAUCAUCUGGAACCGAGGAGCCGUCCUUCUCAGGUGACAGGACCCUGGAACCACCAUCAUCUGGAACCGAGGAGCCAUCUUUCUCCGGUGACAGGACCCUGGAAUCCCCAUCAUCUGGAACCGAGGAGCCGUCCUUCUCAGGUGACAGGACCCCGGAACCACCAUCAUCUGGAACCAAGGAGCCGUCCUUCUCAGGUGACAGGACCCUGGAACCACCAUCAUCUGGAACCGAGGAGCCGUCCUUCUCAGGUGACAGGACCCUGGAAUCCCCAUCAUCUGGAACCGAGGAGCCGUCCUUCUCAGGUGACAGGACCCUGGAACCACCAUCAUCUGGAACCGAGGAGCCGUCUUUCUCUGGUGACAGGACCCUGGAACCACCAUCAUUUGGAACCGAGGAGCCAUCCUUCUCAGGUGACAGGACCCUGGAACCGCCAUCAUCUGGAACCGAGGAGCCGUCCUUCUCAGGUGACAGGACCCUGGAACCCCCAUCAUCUGGAACAGAGGAGCCGUCCUCCGGAGUGUGAGAAGAUCAUGAACAGCAACGGGAGAGUUGAUAAUAUUGAUUACCAUGAUAUUGACCAGGGUAUAUUUUUUUACAUGGAUAUUACAGUGCCAUUUCAGACACAGCCUGAGAGGGAAAUGUACAGCAAUUGUUUGUCAGGUUUAAUUAGCAUAAUUGUUAACUUUUCUGCUAUCCUGUCUAGUAACUUUCCAUAACUAUGUAGACAGUAAAGCCUUAUAUGCUGUAGUGUGUCUUUCACUGAAGCUUUCCUAUCCUCUGUGCUGACUGUCAUUAGCAGACCUGGGCUCAAACAUACUAUCUGAAAUCUUCCAUAUACUUUGAGUGUUUUAUCUAGCCUGUCUGAAGUGCUGAAUGGGCAGUGUUUGCAGUUUUGGGACAAUUUUAUUGGUCCAUUUUACCAUGCAGGCUCAUUCAAGCACAGAUUAAGUAUUUGGAAUGAUUUCAAAUAGUAUUUUAACCAGGUCUGGACAUAAGAAAAUAUUACAUAACAUAUACAUGUAAGAUCCUGUUUUUGUUAUUUUAUCCCCCUCUACUUUACACAGGGCAGGAGACCUUCCAGGCUUCUGGUCUAUCAGAUGUCAAAGACCUCUGUAGUACCACUUCAUACAGAGUUUGACUCUUUCUAUCUUCUGUUUCAUCAUCUAAACCCUGUGUCCCAUGAUGUAGUUGUUUUGGAGGCAUUCUGUCAUGGAAUAAAUCUAUAUGAUCAAGAUCAUCUUGUCCUAGUUGCAAGGUCCCUCCUGGGAAGGUGGGUGGGGUCAUUUAUUUUUCUUUGCAAUUUUCUCUCUUUGCAAUUCUGUCACUAUUGUGAAAGUUGUUUUAGACUUAAAGCAUAUAGCCCAAUUGACAAGUACUGCAUGACUGUGCCACCAGUGGACGCUGCUAAGGGGAGGACGGCUCAUAAUAAUGGCUGGAAUGGAGUCAAUGGAACGCUAUCAAACGUGGUUUCCAUGUGGUUGAUGCCAUUCCAAUGACUCCAUUCCAGGCAUAACUAUGAGCCGUCCUCCCCACAGCAGCCUCCACUGUGUGCCACACAUUGUAAUUGAUAUACAGUAUGUUUGCCAAGGUUAUACAGUGUAAGAUUAAGUAGUGUAUGGUUCCAACUUGUAUAGAUCACGGUAACAUAUAAUGUACUAACAAUAUCAAUAUUAUGUUUGCGUUUUCUCUAGGCAAUGUUAAUGUACUGUACUUCUUCAUAUUGCACUCGGUGAACCAGAACUGUGUGUGUGCGUGUGUAUGCAUAUGUAUUGCUUGAUUAGGACAAGCAAUACAAACGCAAAAGUGUUUACUUCUCUUGAGACGAGUAUGAUGAAGAGAGGAAAAAAAGAGUUGUCGAGUUGCAAAAAUGCCCAGGCUUUGGGGAAGUGUUGCUACUAUUAAAUAAAGAAGAGAUGAUUAAUG
This is a messenger RNA of Oncorhynchus kisutch (coho salmon), 2217 nucleotides long. RefSeq names its product cadherin-related family member 5-like. Bases 209 to 817 code for a protein of 202 amino acids. NCBI's taxonomy places the organism in Eukaryota, Metazoa, Chordata, Actinopteri, Salmoniformes, Salmonidae. The record is from RefSeq and is a predicted model, not a curated record. The transcript is spliced from 3 exons.